AUGGUCUCGUCUCAGCGCGUCAGUAUGCCGACGACGGGCAAUUGCCGAUCUCUCCUGGCGCUCGUCGCUCUGGUGGGGCUCAGGGAGGCAGAUUGUGCGGCGGUGCGCAAGACCUGUCGCGAGGCGAGACAGAACCUGCACAACGUGCACGCCGUGGUCAAUGACCACACUUGGUGCUACCAGAUCCCGACGCAGGUUUGCAACCAGUUCUACGUGCCGUACCGCAACUCUCACACCGCCGGGCUCAUCGUCUGUCAUCUGGUCAUCUCCAUCACUGGUGACCGCGCCUGCCACGCCGAGCAGCACAUCGAGGAUUGCGAGCCACCGGCGGACUACUACAACCACCGCUUCCAUCCGUGCAAGUACUACUGGGAACUCGAUCGCGCGUUCGCGGGAGGCGUCGGGGUGGCGGACGCCAGCCGGUUCAUCCGCGUCAACGGGUACGACCUGGAGGUGGACGAUGCAAAAUCGUUCCGGUAUGUGGGCUGCAACUUGCCGAUGCUCCUGCAAGACGCGGCGCGCGAGGCACCCGACGCGCAGGGGACGUACCCAACCGUGGACGCGCUGCUGGACGACGUGGUGCGGACGUGGGCCUUCAACGACGGCGACUCUAUAACCGUGCCGCUGCAGUACGACGGCGAGCAUUUUGACGAGACCGUCUUUCGCGUGCUCGACUACAUUGUCCACGCCGCUGGCCGGCGUGGCCUCCGCCUCAUCCUGCCUUUGAUGAACUAUGGCUCCUCGGGCGGCGGUGUCGCGCAGUACCACAAGUGGGCGGCGCACCGCGCCGGCUCGCGCAUUACUGCCGAUUACGCCGCCCUUUGGAGCUCCGACGAGGGCUCCGAGUGUCCACUCUUUUACUCGGACCCGGCCAGUCAGGAGAUGUACCGGUACAUGGCUCACAAGGCGAGCCCCAUCUUCCGCCCGCCCCACCCCCAUCCCAUGUGCAACGUGCUCACGCGUGUCAACACCUACACACGGACGGCGUAUAACAACGACCCAACCAUCAUGCUCUGGGAGUUGGGUAACGGACUGCGCUGCCCCGGCAAGCGCUUCGGUGGCAAGCCGCUCCAGAGGUGGUACCGCCAGAUGGCGCCGUUUGUGCGGCGGCUGGCGCCCAAGCAGCUGCUUGGCUCUGGGAGCGAGGGCUUUUUCCUGUGUGCGGCCGCGAGCCAGGAGCGCUCGUCACGGGGUUGCCAGGCGGGUGAAGCUUGGCGUACGACGCUCGGCAUCGAGGACAUUGCCAAUUGGAUGGAUGCACAGGGUGUCGACUACAUCGGCGAGAGCGCCAUACCUGAGUUUGAUGCGCGGCUCGACGCUUGGCCACCGACGAUGCUCUCGCGGCUCGGCGGCGCCCUGACGCGCGACGAGCAGCGGGACUUCCUCGAUGCGUGGAUCUUGGCACAUGAGGCGGGAUCCACGCGCAAGGCGAUCCUCCUAAACGCGUUUGCCGCGGCCGAGUGUGACUGGUACAAUGACCCCGAGGGCUGCAAGCAGAAGCGGCUCAGCGGCGUGCUGUCGACCGUUCAAAACCGCAUCCUGCCUGACACAGCUGCCGGCGGCAAGUCAGUGGCCGCCGUCCUCUGGUCGCCCGCCGCUGACGGUGGGCCCAUUGCCCAUCCCUACCAAACCUACGCGCAUAAGGCGUUCGAGGAGGAAAUUGCCGCGUAUGCAGAGCAACUGGACUCGACGCCCCUCAUCCACCAUGGCUGGCACGAGAUUGAGAGGCAAGAGUGCAACGCGCUCGCUGAUCACCUCAACAAGGCUUUUCGAGUCGAGGAGACCGACAGCGAGCACCGCGGCUGCAACAAUUGGCCCGACAUUGUCGAAUUCAAUUUGGCGCCAUUACCCAGCUUAGUGUGA
Messenger RNA from Emiliania huxleyi CCMP1516, 1863 nucleotides. Its product is annotated as 1,4-beta-D-mannan endohydrolase. The transcript has 11 exons. Bases 1 to 1863 code for a protein of 620 amino acids. The record is from RefSeq and is a predicted model, not a curated record. NCBI's taxonomy places the organism in Eukaryota, Haptophyta, Isochrysidales, Noelaerhabdaceae. Gene Ontology annotation, molecular function: hydrolase activity, hydrolyzing O-glycosyl compounds.